Carya illinoinensis is the source of this 4153-nucleotide messenger RNA. Its product is annotated as protein DETOXIFICATION 16-like. The transcript is spliced from 8 exons. Gene Ontology annotation, biological process: xenobiotic detoxification by transmembrane export across the plasma membrane. Gene Ontology annotation, cellular component: membrane. Gene Ontology annotation, molecular function: antiporter activity; xenobiotic transmembrane transporter activity. The record is from RefSeq and is a predicted model, not a curated record. Lineage: Eukaryota; Viridiplantae; Streptophyta; Magnoliopsida; Fagales; Juglandaceae. The coding region runs from base 2314 to 3837 and encodes 507 amino acids.
GAUUGGAAAAAAUUGCUUCCUCCUCUCCAAGCUCGAGGCCUGUAGUCCGUUCUCUUUUCUUGCAUGGAUGAUCUUUUUCUUUACAUUUUUUUUCUUUCAUUUGUCUCUUAAAUCUGCCAUUGAUGAUAGCUUAUAGUGAUGUACAUGCAUAUUGGACCUGUUUUUAUUAGACUUACGAGAUGUAUGGAAAGUUUGUCUUGCUAAAAAUUUCAUAGAUAUUAUUAUUAUUAUCAUCAUAUCACCCACUACAUUACUAUUUUAGAUAAAAUAUUAUAUAAUAUAUAUUAUCAUCUCAUCCACUCUAGUGAUUUUCACCCAUUAACACACCCAUCUUAUUGGGCUCUAUACACCUUACAACUUACAACAUGUGUAGGACUCACUGAGAUGGGUGGGUUAGUGGGUGAGAGUCGCUGGAGUGGGUGAGAUGAUGAUAAUAUAUAUUAUAUAAUAUUUUAUCUAAAAUAGUAACGUAGUAGGUGAGAUGAUAAUAAUAAUAUUUAUGAGAUUUCUAGUAAGACAGAGACAUCCCAUACAUCUCGCAAGUCCAAUGAAAAUAGGUUCGGUAUGCACGUGCAUGACUGCGAGCUGUCAUUGAUGGCAGAUCUGAGGGACAAAUGAGAGGAAAGAGAGAGACCAUCCGUGCGAGGGAAGAGAAAUGGGCUACAGUCCUCGGGCUUGGGAGGAGGAAACACUUGGUGGUGGGAGAGACUAGAUGGGCGUAGGGUUAUUUUUGAAACUUUAUUUUAGAAGGAGGUUUUUUUUUUUUUUUUUUUUUUUUUCUUCUUCUUCUUCUUCUUCUUCUGUUGAAAGGGAGUUUUUUUUUUUUUGACUUUCUCAGUCGCAUCUGUUGUUUGGGUGGGUUUAUUUCACCAUCUCGUGUGUAUUAAGGAACUCUGUUUGAGUGGUAUUUUGUUUGUGUGUAUUUUUUUAAGUGUAUUUUGUCUGCAUUUAUUUUUUGCGUGUAUUUUUCCUUGUUGUUUUGCUAUUGAUGUAUAUUAGAUUUCUAUUUUUCACAUCUACAGAAUAAUUUUUUUCAAUCCGAUAGUUUUUUUUUUUAAAAAUUUCAGAACAAUUGGGUUUUCUUUUUUCACUCUGUGCUUUUUUUUUGUGUUCUCAGAACAUAUGAAAAAAUUAGAAGAAAUCACAACAUAUGCAUAUGCAAAUCAUCUAAUUACAUACUGUAACAUUCAUACAAUACAAUUCAUCUUUACAAUAUUGAGAGAAACAACAAAAACAUACCUAUAAUUGUUGAGAUUCACAAUUAAUUUCAUCCAGGAUAUUUUUUUUAAAAGGUUAGAAUACAGAAAAUAGAUAGCAGAAGAUACAGAAUGAAAGAAAUAUUGACAUUUAAUUUUAAUCCGAUUGCAUUUUAUCAGACAAAGUUAUAAGCUUUAACAGUAAAAAGAUAUUAAAAUCAAGUCGGCAAAUCAAAACGACAUCAAGGACGAUAAACUGGACAAUAAAAUUAAUGGACAAAACUGGAAAUAAAAUAGGAAAAAUUAAAUCAGUUGGUGGGAAUGGAGAAAGACCAAAAUAACUGUCAGUAAAAUAAAAGUAAAAUACAAAUUACCAUAAUUGUCAAAUAAAAUUAAGGGUAAAAUUGAAAAUAAAAAUAUUAGACAAAAAUAUUAUAGAUAAAUAAUUCAGACUUUAUAUAUUAAUAUAGAUAUUGAUAUAGAUAUGGCCAUAUAUAUUAGUAUAGAUAUAGAUAUGGCCAUAGGUGUCGCAGUGCAGAGGUUGCUGCAUGUUUGUCUGUUCGUGACAGAUAUUAUUUAAAUUCAUCAAUCGUUUGUAGUUGUUGUCGUCAAUGAUAUUAAAUAUAGCCGACUUGGCUGUCUCCUAUCGUGUCCUAUUGCAUGUUUAUAAUUAAAAUAUGUUCCUACCAUUUAGAUAUUUUCCAACAUAAUAUUAGUUUAACUGAACGUUCUCUAUUUAUUUGUCAGUACCGUUACAUUAAUAUACUUCAUUUUUUUAUAAAUAAAAAAAAAGUUUAUUGUUAAAAAAAUUAUUAUUUUUAUAUAAAUUUUAAAUUUAUUCACUUUUUUUAAAUGAAAUAUAAGAAAUUUACAUAUGCAAAUAUUAUUAUUUUUAUAUGCAGUAGCAUUAAAAAAAAAAAAUUUGAGAUUGUGAUAAUACAAUUUUGUAUUCGACAGCAGUACUGUAAUAAUACAGGUUGCUCACUGAUUUAUUGCAAUACUAUUCCAUGUCAGUUAUAAAAAAAUUUAUUUUUUAUCAAACAUUUUCUUAUAUUUUUAACAGUGACAUGCACUGUUUGAUUGGUAAUUAUAAUACGGUUGAGGUUGUAAAAUAAGGAUGCUUCCUCCUUCGUCCUCUUUCUCGCAUUGGGUGGAGAAAUCGAGGAUGAAACGAGGAGAAAGUUCAGGUCUUGACUCUGAUAUGAUUACGAUCCAAGAAAGAAGGCAUGAUGAAGAAGACGAAGAAGAAGAAGAUUGUUGGAUAGGAAAUUAUGUGGAAGAAGCAAAAAAACAAAUGCGGUUAGCAGUGCCUUUAAUAGCAGUUAGUAUGUUGCAGUACAGCUUACAAGUUAUAUCGAUCAUGUUCAACGGUCAUCUUGGAGAGCUUCCUCUUUCCGGUGCUUCCAUGGGGUCUUCCUUUGCUUCAGUUACUGGCUUCACUGUCCUGCUAGGGAUGGGAAGCGCAUUAGAGACGCUAUGCGGACAAGCCUAUGGAGCGAAACAGUACCACAUGCUAGGUGUUCACACGCAGCGAGCAAUGCUAACCCUCCUAGCCUUAAGCAUUCCUCUAGCAAUAAUUUGGUACUACACAAGCACCAUUCUCAUAGCUCUAGGCCAAGACCAUGAAAUAUCUACUGAAGCCGGAGUUUUCAAUCGCUGGAUGAUCCCAAGCCUUUUUGCCUUCGGCCUCCUUCAAUGCCUAAACAGAUUUUUACAAACCCAGAACAAUGUUAUUCCUAUGUUGAUAACCUCUGGAAUCACGGCUUUGCUACAUGUUCCUGUUUGUUGGGUUCUUGUGUUCAAAUUUGGAUUUGGGAGCAAAGGAGCAGCCUUGGCAAUUGGUAUUUCCAAUUGGGUUAACGUACUUUUCCUGGCAAUUUAUGUAAAAUCUUCUCCAGCUUGCUCGAAAACUUGGACUGGGUUUUCAGAAGAAGCCUUGCAUGAUCUUCUCGGCUUUAUAAAGCUAGCUGUUUCAUCAGCAAUCAUGAUAUGCUUGGAGUAUUGGUCCUUCGAAAUGGUUGUUCUCUUAUCUGGCCUUCUACCAAAUCCAAAACUAGAGACAUCAGUGUUAUCAAUAAGUCUUAACACAUGUUGGAUGGUUUAUAUGAUCUCUGUUGGUCUAGGCGGUGCUAUAAGUACAAGAGUGUCAAAUGAACUGGGUGCUGGGCGCCCACAUGCUGCGCGCUUGGCUCUUUCGGUCAUGAUCAUAGUGUCCAUCUCAGAGGGUGCAAUAGUAGGAAUUACUACAAUUUUGGUGCGCAAUGUUUGGGGAAAGCUCUACAGCAAUGAAGUAGAAGUGGUCAGAUAUGUUGCUAAAAUGAUGCCAUUGCUUGCACUGUCAGACUUCUUGGAUGGAUUCCAAUGUGUACUCUCAGGGGCUGCUAGAGGAUGUGGGUGGCAAAACCUCUGCGCAUUUAUAAAUCUUGGCGCUUACUAUGUUGUGGGAAUUCCUUCUGCUGUGCUCUUUGCUUUUGUCUUCCAUUUUGGGGGGAUGGGGCUUUGGAUGGGAAUCAUAUCUGCACUUUCUGUUCAAGUUAUUGCACUAAUUACAGUAAACCAAUACACAGAUUGGAAUAUAGAGGCAAUGAAAUCUAAGCAUGGUGUUCGGAGAAGUGACAUAAUUAUUGACACAGAAACAUAGAUUUGGUUUUCACAGCAAAUCAAGAAAACAAAUUAAACCGUGUAAAACCAAUGCCAAAUAGAAAAAGGUAAGGAAAUUGUUCCUACAUAAUUCCCAGGUGGAAAAGUUUUCAGAAGUAUAUGCAUCACUUUAUCAGGAUUUAUUUCAAAUGCUCGGAAAGAGUGUAUAUCUCCCACUUGGAUUUUCUUUUUUGCACUGCAUUGUUUGUUUUUACUUCUUCGUGUUUGUUGAAGCUUGACACCCUCCUUUUGUAUCUGUUUUAUUAGUUUAAUGCAAUCUUGAUAACCCAAAAAAUAAAUGCCAGUAUUUGACACAA